This is a messenger RNA of Podarcis lilfordi (Lilford's wall lizard), 15213 nucleotides long. The record is from the annotation of a GenBank genome assembly. NCBI's taxonomy places the organism in Eukaryota, Metazoa, Chordata, Lepidosauria, Squamata, Lacertidae.
GGAAGAGGAGGCGGCGGCGACGCCGCUGAGGGGGAGGAAAGGGCUGUGAGGGGAAAACAGAAAGAGGCCGAGCCAGGCCGAGCCGCGUCGGAGGCAGGCCGGCCGGGCGAGGGGAGGAAGGCGAGGACGGUGCUCGCUGCCCGCGCCGCGCUGGCGCCGGGGGACCCGCCCGAGAUGCCGGUGCGGAGCGCCUGCCGCUGCCCUCCGGAGGCCCCGGGAGGAGCCUCGUCCGCCGCCCGCCUCGAGCCGCCGCCGCCCAUCAACACGGCGCAGCCCGGCGUCAGCACCAGCCGCCUCUACAGCGGCGCCAAGUUCCGCGGGCAGCAGCGCUCCAAGGGCAACGCCUACGAGGUGGAGGUGGUCGUCCAGGUCAGCAGCGCGGCCGGAGAGAGGCAGGCAGGCAGGCAGCGCCGCCCAAACCCCACACUCCUCUCUCCCUCCCCCACCCACCCACACACUAGGACUGCGGAACUCCCUGCCUCAGGAGGCAGUGGCAGCUACUAGGCCGCCCUCUGUGGUUGUUUGAGGAGAAUGCCUAGGGGGCCGAGGUCCCUUCGCCCCCCCACCUAAGAGUUGAGGGAGCUAAGCCCCCCGAAAUUCAUUCAAAUGGUGUGUGUGAUGGGUUAUGUGGGGCAAGGCUUACCUGGGAGGGGGACCCCCCAUUUAUAUUUUUUUCAGUUUGACAGCCCUGCCAUAGUAGUAUCGCCCCCUGCACCUACUGUACUUCCCUUCUCUGGUUUCGAAAGUGGGUCGGGCAGAUUCACCGAGGAGAGGAGCCAGUGGUGACUACUAGCCACCAUGGCUAUCCGUGGCAGCAAAUGCUUGCCAAUGCCAGCUGCAGGAGGGGCUCUUGCGCUGGGGUCCUGCUUGCGGUCUUCCCUGUAAUGGGCAUCUAGUUGGCCCACGGGAUGCUGAAGACUUGGUGUGCCUCUGGCUCCUCUUCUGUAGGAGGACAGGGCGCUGAGGACUAGCUGUGCUGCAGGCUCUUCUUGGAAUUCUUAGGACUCCGCAACCGGCUUCAUCAAAUGGAUGGCUUGUGGCAGAUAGGAGGAAGGGUUUCUUCAUGCAGCAGGAGCCGUAGAGUUUAGCUGGUGAACUCAUCCCACAGGUUGCCUUGACAGCUGACAGCCUGGGUGGCGUUUGAAAGGAGGCUAGGUGCACUUACGAAGGAGGAUAAGGCUUGUCAAGGGGCAUUGUCCAAAAUGUUCUGCCUCUGCUGUUGGAGGCAGUGUGUCUCAGUAUGAGCUGCUGGGAAUGCAUUUAGGCCCUCCUUGCAGGCUUCUUAUAGACCUCUGCUUAGCUACUGUGAGAGUAGGAUGCUGGACUAGAUGGGCCACUGGCCUGAUGCAUCCAGGUUUUGAGAUUUUCUCCCUUUUUGUUACUUUGCAUGGCUUGCAUUUUAUUGAGCUCAGUUGCCUCUAAAAGAUGUCUUCAUGAGCAGCUUUUCUGCUCUCACUGCCUGGAAUAGCUUCUUCACAGAGGCAGAAGCAAAGCUGAGUGCUAAAUAGAAAUACAUUUUUCCCGUGAUCUUGGGACUGAGUGCGGUCCUCCGUUGGAACGGAAUGUUUGAAGAUUCAGGACAGAUGAAAGGAAGGACUUGGUCACACAGUGCAUAGUUAGGCUGGGAUCUGCUCCCACAAGAUGUAGUGAUUGCCACUGACUUGCAUGGUUUAGGCAGUGGCUUGGAUAAGUUGGUGGAGGUUAAGGCUGUCAGUGGCUAUUGCUUAUGACUGUGUAAUAUCUCCGGUAUCAGAAGAGAUGUGUCAUUAAGUUCAGAGUGCUGAGGAACAUGAUUGGGGAGAGUGUACGGUUGUGCUCAUUCUUGUGGGCUUCCCAGAGGCACCUGGUUGGUCACUGUGAGAAACAGGAGCCAGAUACAAUUCAACUUUGGUCUGAUUCAGGAGGGCUGCACACAUGUCACUAGCGCAGCUGUGAUGCACCUACCGCCCUCUGCCACAUCUGAAAGAUUGAAACCUCCCUCUCACCACAGCAGCUCUGCUGGUGUGGUGGUGGUUUAUUUUUCAGUUUUAUUAAAACAUUUUUUUUUUAUUCUGCCCAUGUAGUACAAAUGCACACAUCACUCUAUUUAUUGUAUUUAUAUGCCAUUUUUCAGGGCAAAGCCCCUACCCCCAGCAGCUUACAAAAGACGAUUACCCACAUACAUAUAAUAAUAUAAUAUAGCUUCAUAUGUUAGCAAGAACAUUGUGCUCCCAAAUGACUUGCAGUUCAAUCUGCCUAUAAUGCUUCCAGUUACCUUCCAUUCAGGGUGGCUUGCAACAUGUUAUGAUUUUGUUUUUUAAAAAUCCCCCAAAGACGGGGUCAACAGUUUUAAAAAUCCUAAAGCUUCAUAAAAUAAAAUCCUGUCAGAAUAAAAAUGUCUUCAGUGGCUGACAAAAACAGGAAAGGAGGGCGGACACACUUUGCAAGAUGAAUUGCCCCAUAAUUUGGGUGUAGCCACUGAAGGACCCUUCUUCUGGCCCCACCCAGCUGUACUCUCUCCUGCCCUCGCUGCAUGAGAUACAGAGCCUCUCCCUCUGAUCUUAGGAGGUGGGCUGCCAUCCUUCACAGACAGGCUUGCUCAGGAGCAUGUCUCAGUGGGAGUGCUUGCUCCCAAGCAUACAGUUGUAGACCAGGUUUUUAAAGAAAGGUGUGUCAGCCCUAUGUCUUCUGGAAAUUCUACAGUACUUUGCUGCUAUUAGGAUGGGUAUAGGGGCAGUCUUCUCCCUCUCAUUGAAUUUGAGAUGAAUUAAUCUCAGGGAGCUUGAAAAGGUCUUUGUCACUUGGUACUGCAAGAGGUAAACUGGGUGAGGAAGUAGUUGAAAGAGUAAUGGGGCUGGAAGUGAUAUUAGGGUAACCGUUACACAUUUAACUCGGGAUAUCUAAAGCACCGCCCAAUAAAUGCAUUCUUCAAGGAAGCUACUGCUAGUAGUCCUCCAUUGCUUGGAGUUUUAAUGGUUAAUUUUAUCUCUAUUCUGUUCUCUCUCUUUUUGGUAACCUUGUACAUCACCUGGAGAUCGUGGUGUUAAGCAAUAUAUAAAUUGUUGAAAUAAAAUAAAUAAGCUCUCCAUUUCUCUAGUGACAAGAUGUGUGAAUGGCCCUUACCCAUUCUCACUUUAGGCUAUGCUCACUGGCAUGCAGCCCUGACCACCCACCGACAUACUGCCACGUGUCACCUUUGGGGUCCAGUGAAGUCAGUAGAACUUAACUUCUGAGUAGACAUGUAUAAGACUACAUACAUUGUGAGCUACAAAUCUUUUGCCUUGCGUCUGGUUCUUGCUAUAUGCUCACUAGGUGGUGGUAAGGGAGAGCUGGUUCUCUCUGAGCCUGCAGCUAAGCGGCAGGGCACAUGUUCUGUGUGUAAAGGCGCCCAGAUUCAAUACCCAGCAUCUCUAGGUAGGGCUGUGAAAACCCCCUGUCUGAAAUCCUGGAGAGCCACACCCAAUCAGUGCAGAUAUUGCUGAGCUCAAUGGACGUGGACCAGUGAUCUGAUUUCCAUAUGUUCCAUGAGGAAUUAAAUCUUUCUUUCUAGUGGAUGGGCCAUUGCACAGUACAGACAGCCCCCCAUUUACACACAUUCAAUAUGUGUGUGACCUGUGUAUAUGUUCAUCGCACCAAACCCAAAGUGACCCAGACACGUUGUAAAGAUGUCACUGAAACGUCACUAAAAGGGCAGGGCAUUUGCAUACUUUUUCAGGGGGUUCCAGUUACUGUAUACGUGAUUUCACUGACGCACACAGAGCCUUGGAACAUAGCCCCCGCGUAAAUGGGGGCUGCCUGUAAUAAAGCUGUGUUCUGCAUGGAAGAGACUCCAGAUUCAAUCCCGGGAACUUCUUUAUAGGGAAAGAUCCCUGUUUGAAAUCCUGGAGAAUCGAAGCCAGUAUAUAUAUAUAUAACCCAUUGUUAAUUAAUGGUCUGACUCUGCAUUGGACAGCUUCCAGUGUUGUCACUUGCAAAAAUGGGGAUGAUCCUGACCUAUAAUUUCUGGUUGUUGUAAUAAUUAAUUCACACUAAUCACUUUGAAUGCUCAAAAGUGGUGUGUAAAUGAGUAUUUAUGAGAGUGGCUUUUGUUUUAUUUCUCACCUUCCCAAAUAAUAAGAUCAGUCCAGUAGCCCACCUAGUCCGGCAUCCUGUUCUCACAGUGAUGAACCAAAUCUCCAUGGGAAGCCUGAAAGCAGGAACUGAGUGUAACACCCCUGUCCCUGCCUGUGAUUCCUAACAGCUGGUAUUUAGAGAAAUACUGCCUUCAACAUUGGAGGCUAAACCCAGCCAUUGUGUCUAGUACCACUGAUAGUCUUACGCUUCAUUAAUUUGUCUAAUCCUCUUUUAAAACCAUCCACAAUGUGGCCCUCACCGCCUUUGUGUGAGUGAAUUUCAUAGUUUACUAUGUGGAAAAAUUACAUCCUUUUGUCUGUCCUGAAUCUCCCAACAUUCCAACAUUCGGCUUUCUUGGAUAUUCCCGGGUGUUAGUAUUACCUCUAUCUAAUUUCUCAAUGCCAUGCAUAAUUUUAUACACUUCUGUCAUGUCUCUUCUUAAUCACCUUUUCUCAAAACUAAAGAUCCCCUAGUGUUGGAACCAUUCCUCAGAAGGGGGUCACUCCAUCCCCUUGAUCAUUUUGGUUGUCCAUUUCUGAACCUUUUCCAGUUCUACAAUAUCCUUCUUGAGGUGAGAUGACCAGAACUGUACACAGUAUUCCAAGUAUGGCUGCAUCAUCAUAUAUUUGCAUAGUGGCACUGGCAUUAUAUGUCAAAUGAAGGGAUUUUUGCCCCAAUUUGCUUUUUUUACACGGAAUUGCUUUUACUGUUUUACUGUCCAUUCACUCAGAUUGGAAAUAUCUUAUUGGAGUUAUCUGCAAUUCCUUCUUGUUUUAACCACCAUGGACAAUUUGGUAUCAUCUGCAAACUCACUUCUAUUUCUAGAUUUUUUCCUGAACAAAUUAAAAAUUAUGGGUCCCAACAGCAAUCCUUGAGGGACUCCACGUUAUAUAUACCCCAUUAGGAGAUCUAUCCAUUUAUUCCUACUCUCUGAUUCCUAUUUCUUAACCAGUUACUCAUCCUCAAGAAGACCUCUUCUCUUCUAAUUCAGUGCCUGCCAAGCUUACUCGAGUGUCUUUCGUGAAGUACUUUGUCAAAAGCUUUUUGAAAGUUUGCAGUGUCAACUGGAUCAUCUGUGUGCUUGUUGACACUCUUAAAGAACUCUAAAAGGUUAGUGAGACAUGACUUAACCUUUGUAGAAGACACACUUGCUCAUCUUGACUCAGAGGCACCUAGCAUUAUCUUAUAAACACUUACAUAGGAAUGUGCUCCUCAAAUUCUUUCCUCUUCUUUUGCAUCCCUUAUUAUCUGCUUGUAUUUAUUUCGCUAAAGUUUGUAUUCCUUUCUAAUAUCUUCAUUUGAACAAAACUUCCAUGUUCUAAAGGACACAUUCCUGCCUCUACUAGCUUUUUUAGCAUUGCUCGUUAAACAUGCAAGCAUUCUCUUGGCCCUUGGUGAUACAUUUCUUGAUCUGUGGUAUAGAUGAGCUUCUCAUAUUGUGGUCUUAAACAACUCCCAAACAUUUGGGGUAAUUUGACCCUCUUGACUUUCCCAUUCAAUUUCUUUUUUACCAAUCUGCUCAUUUUGGGGAACUUUCCUCUUUUGAAGUUGAACGAUCAAGGGGACAGUAGCAUGUUGCCAGGACAAAAUUACUCUUAGGGCCUGGUAUCACCACCCACAAUGAUUCUGUGGAAGAAUCUACUUUGGCCUUUCUGAAUUUCUGUCACAUAUCCACAACUCCACACAGUUCGUGUUUCUGUACAAGCCCCCAGACUCAAACUGGGGGUGGUCAAACUUUGCUUGUGAGUUUCCUAGAGUUCUCUGGCUUGCCACUGUUAAAAAUGGAAUGCUAGGCCUAGUGAUCCUUUGGUCUGAUCCAGGAGAUUCAGUUCUUCUGUUCUUGGAUUACACAUGUGCCGUUCUCUUCCUCCAAAGGGUUUGAAGUAUGACUGUAUGUGUCUCAUGGGCAGUGUUUAGAUCCAGACAAACAAUACUAUUGUUUGAGCUAGAGAGCUGUGGUAGUGUGACUUCAGACUGCUCUCAGGGGGGUGGGGUGGGGGGCUAAGCACAGACAAACAAUGUCACAGACUUAAGGUCAGGCGCCGCUAAUAGCACCCACUGGUCAUUGUUUUUCAUUGCAUCCAGUGCUAUAUUUGUCGACAGGUCAAAUUAUGCUUUUGUGUUUGGUACUUUCCAGUUCUGUUGCUGCUAUGGCUUAUUGAUUUAAAAAUUUUUAUAAACUGCCCUCUCAUAUAAAAUCAAGGUGAUGUACAACAACAUAUACAGGCAAAGUAAAACAUAAAAUACUGUAAAAGCAAUACAAAAUGAUUCAUCAUCUUGAAAACAAUUAAGCUGAAUAGACCUCUCAGCAUAAAAAGGUCUUAAAGAGAUGCCCGAAACAUCACAGCAAUGAUCCUUACUCCUCUAUCAUGUCCACCCAAACUUUUUUUUCUAAACUAAAAAGCUCCAAAUAUUGUAAUAUUUCAUCACAGGAGGUGUGUUCCAGCCCCCUGUCCAUUUUGAGAGGCAGAGACAAGGAGCAAAAAGCUGAAUGGAAGGGUCAAGUUAAUAGACACUUUCUAAGGCACUGAGUGGAGAGGACAGUGAAGUGUCUCAAGCUGUUGCCUUGACUCAUCCUUUUCCUGAGCCAUCUCAGUGAGUCUGUGUGUAGUCAGCGUGGCAGCCUGUAAAUCAGUAAAAUGAGUCAGUUUCCUAACUCUGCUGCCAUUCCCUUGGAAGCCAAAGAACUGUCCUCUACCCCAUUCUCCUUUUCCAUAUUAAUGAAAGCCAGGGAGCAUGGGGAAGCAGGAUAACUGGUUUUAGUGCUGUGGCAUCUCAAAAUAGGGCUGGAAAUUUCCUGGGUACCUAGAAAGCUGAUGCUCAUAUUCAGAACACUUGGCAUCCCUGUCCUUGUAGGGAUGGUUCCCAAGCAAAUGAAAAUGAAUCCUAACCUGCUGUUGCUUGGAAACAAGUAGUAUUGUUCAAAAAUUGCCUUUAAAAAGCUGGCUGAGAGACUUCACUGUUCUCUCGUUCUGGAGGGUUCCUUUGAGUGGGGGAUCCCAGUGGUUCUGUAGGAGCAGCCAGCAACUUGUAUCCUAUGACUCAAAUUUGAAUUGGAUACAUGCUUGGAAUUAGAUGUAUUCAUAGAUGUGGCACAUGAGAGCUGUGCAGGGGCAGGAUACCUCUGAAUACCAGCUGAUGGAGAGUAACAAUGGAGGAGGGAUGUUGCCUGCAAGUGCUGUUUGUGGGCUUUCUGGAGAUGGCCACUGAGUGAAAUAGGGUGCAUAGAUAAAAGAAACUCCUAUUACCUUCCCUCUGUUUCGAUUCGUCUUCACAUUGAGACACUAGGAAAAGCAAGUGAUGCAUUAAUACCACUUGAGUUUGUUGGUGUGCUGAUUGUUCUUUAACUGGUCACAAAGUCAUGGGCAGUUUUCUGCUUUGUCUUCUAGCACGUGGACAUGGAAAACUCCUAUCUCUGUGGAUACUUGAAGAUUAAAGGCCUUACGGAGGUAUGUACUGAGGCAGAGUAUUUUAGGCCAGAACUGAUGUUCUGUGUGUUUCAUUCCUUUACAAAGCCCUCUCCUAACUUCCUUGCAAAGGUAAGGAAACUUGCCUGGGAGGGUUGUAUGUGCUCAUCAUGUUCUUGCUUUGUUCACUUGCAGGAAUAUCCAACCCUUACAACUUUCUUUGAAGGGGAAAUAAUUAGUAAAAAGCACCCAUUUUUAACGCGGAAGUGGGACGCAGAUGAAGACGUGGAUCGAAAACAUUGGGUGAGUUCCUUGGGCCUAGCUGUGUGCCUGGGCUGUGCCACUUCAGGCUGCAGGUGCAGGCUCAUGUAGUUGACAAAUUCCAUCUAGGUGCUGGAAAGAAGGGUUCUAAUUUAGUCUUCUCCCUUAUUUGUUCCCUUUCUACAAGAAGGAAUGUGUUUUAAGGGUAGAGGAAGAGUCCCUGGUAGUCUGAGGUGGUAUACUUCAAGCACAGGUUUACCAGCUCAGUGAGAACUACACCCAUCUGGACAGUGUUGGGCCUUAGUUUAGCUGAAUUAGGACUUCAACUGAGUAACUGCUCUUGGUGACUUUGGUUGGUGGUUUGUUAUUUUUUGCCUCCGGUCUCUAGGGUAGGAAUUGGCAGCAGGUUCUGGACAGCUUCUUACCAGAUGUGUCUGCGCUAGCUGAACACAGAAGGAAAUUGACAAAGAGCAACUCUUAAAAGAAAUGACACAUAAUUACAUAGCUCUUAUUUUAGUGUUAUUUUUUGUUCUUACUGGCUGCCUUCUUGAGGAAGGCUGUGAUGUCCCAGCUGUUUGGCGUGACUGAGGCUGAGUUUGUAGCUGCACGCAGAAGGCUGGGUUUUGUGGGAAAGAUUGCAAUUCUGCCAUGAUCAGCAAAUAGAGAGGAUGGACAGGGAAGAGGGAACUUUGGCAUCCUUCUCUGGAAAUUAAUUCCUUUAGUGGGUGGCAUCCAGGGUCUGGCUGGUAGUGAUUAGCUUGGCAGGUAUUUGAACUUGUCUGGAGUCAUGCAGCACACAUCUUUCCUCCGGAAUUGUAAGCACUGUGUGUCCCUUUUGCUUCUAGGGGAAGUUCCCAGCCUUUUACCAGUACGCAAAAACAUUUAACUCUGAUGACUUUGAUUAUGAGGAUCUGAAGAACGAUGACUUUGUCUUUAUGAGGUGGAAGGUAAGUUCUUCAUGUGCAUUCACAUAGGGUGUGUUGCUAGAGGGCCUGUGUGACAGUCUAACUGUCACUUAGCGCAGGCACAACCCUAGGAGGUGUAGGGUAAUCUAUCUUAUUUGGUCUUGCUGCCUAAUUGGGUUGCUGCAGGCAGGAUGGAAGGAUAACACAAGGUUUCUUUCCUCCUCCACAUCCAGCAGGGAGGGCAAACAUCUCUGAAAUUCCUCAGUAUCGUGUGCAGUGACAGCAUGCAGUAUAGAAUUAUAGAGUUGGAGAGGGAGAAUCAUCCAAUCCAACCCUUUCAGUACAGGAAUCAGCUUGUAUUAGACAGUCAGGCUUCCUGCACAGGACCCUACAAGGAAGCAAGAAGUCCCCUGCACCUCCAGUGUAGUCCUUGUUCUCUCUUGGCCCCAAGUCUAGAGCACUGCAGAGAACAAGAGCAGAGCAGCAGCACUCUUAUGUCCCCUUUGUUGCAGUCAGGCUGCAGGGUUGCAGUGUCCCGUGAAGAAAAUUUGUUUGAACCUGAAAUUUCCCCAGAAUGUUUCCAGACUUUUUUUGUGUAGUAAACAAAGCUACAAAAAUACAUUGUGCUUUCACUUGCUGUACCAAUAUCUCAAUUUUUUGUUCAUAGUUAAAAGUAGAUGAACAGAAAUAUUUGAUGAAAAAAUAUAUAGUAAAGUGUGUUAAAUGCCAUUUACUUUGAAAUUAUUUAUAUGGGAAUAUUUGUGAAUAUCUUCAUUACUGGCAGUUCAGUUGCAUUCACUUCCCUUGCAGUGUUUAAAUUUCAAAGAGAAGAAAACGAAAGCAUGUUUUAAUGUAUUAACUUUAGUAAACCCAAUGUGAGCUGUGCUGUGCAAACACUUAACUAGGGGCUGGUGCCUAAUGAAAGCUAUAACAGACCAGUGUGUGGGGUGUUCUAUUUUUCUGUAGAAAAAUGUCCAGUAGACAUUUGCUGCAGUGAAAAAACUAUCCCAGCUCCCUUCUAGCUUUUCAAAAUUUUGUUAACUCUUGUGCAGGAACAGUUCCUGGUCCCUGAUCACACCAUCAAAGACAUCAGCGGUGCUUCCUUUGCUGGGUUCUAUUACAUAUGCUUCCAGAAAUCUGCAGCAUCUAUAGAAGGCUAUUACUAUCACAGGAGUUCAGAAUGGUAAGGGGCUGCCUCGGUGGAGCACUGGCUGGAGGACUUUCUUUUAUUCUGCAGGGCAAGAGAAAAGGACGCUAAACUCAAUAACUUUAUUGUGGUAGCUGAAGGCCAUGACACAGACAAUAUAAAAUACAAUACAAAACCUUUGCUUAAACAACUGGAAUCAUGUAUUGCAAGCGAGCCUAUAAAUGAGGAGCCUCCACAACCACAUACAGUGCAUUUCAAUUUAGACCUCUGAAUCUUCCUUACAGUUUACUGCUAUUUUGUCCUAUUCCUCCUCCUAAACUUUCUUGCUGCCGGUGCAAAAAGAGUCACUAAGCAUUAGACAACAGCCACUGAACCGUCUCCGCCAAGGAGAGACUGCUUUCUUGAACAAAUAGGGGAGUUAGAAACAUCUCCUAGGUUCUGUGUAUAACAGGAAAUAUAAUAAAGAAUAAAGAAUGUCUUCUACUUGUGGUUGCCCACAUACAGAGUCUAUCUGCGUAUGGGGUCUUGUUAUAAUGCCCAUCCAGCACAGUUGAGGGCAUUCCUUGGAAACGCAGCUCAGAAAAGGCAGAUCUUAAUGAAACAGGCAAGAGGAGAAAAGGGCAACAGAUUCUACCGGUGCUGGAAAUGAAGAAUUGGGAGUGCACUUGGAGAGUGCACCCAAUUCUUCCUCUUCAGUGUGGCCCUGUGGGUUUAUCUCUCCAGUGGUUUGAGCCAAGUGGGGAGGCCUGGCAUGCUUAAUUGGGGCUCACCAGCUGAAGGUUGCUCACUGCAACGUUACUGCUUUGCUCAGCUGAACUGGGACUGCUUAAGACACUGUGCCAAGGCAAUCUACAUGUUGGUCAUGUUCAGACAAUCCCAUAUUGGCCUAAUAAGCUGAGAUAGGAAUGAGCCUCUUGCCUGCACUUGGUGCUCCUUCCUUCAUGGUGCAAGCAAUGAAACCAGGAACCCAUGGUUACCAUCUUCUGUGUAAGCCAGUAUGUUAAAACUAGGCAAGAGUGGCUGGGGCUGUUGAGCAGGGGUCUGCAGUGUGGCAACAAGUUCCCGGGUGUUACAGUUUGAAAACUGUUGCCCUCAUUAAGCAGAAUAAGGGGUAGAUUAUGUCAUUAAAAUCCUCUUUGCUUGUCCCCCCAGGUAUCAGUCUCUGAAUUUGACUCAUGUCCCAGAGUACAGCGCACCCAUUUACGAAUUCCGGUGACAGCGAUACCAAGAGUGGCGCCGAGAGAUGGCCAGUGGGGCCAGGGGGAGAGAGAGAGAGAGAGCAUGCUCUGUUAAGACAACUGCGAUGUCCCUGUCAGGACAGGAGACUCCAGGCUCUUCUCCUGUCGGGCUACCGGACUGGUGUGAGAGCGUGAAUGUGAAGCCUGAGGCUGCCGGAGCCUGACCCUUUCUCCAGCUGCGUGGCAAACUUGAUACUUUAAUCUGGUUUUAAAGCUACCAUUCAAAUGCACUUUUCUUAUUGCACAGCUAGUCUCUUUACCACUGAAAACUCUUCUGCCCCUUUCGGAGGAGGAAAUGGCUGCGCCCAGCUGGAUUUCCUUAGAGUAGAGGAAACGUAAGCUGCUGCCGGCUUAUGUCUCUCCGCACUUUGCUGUAGCUCAUGGGUUCUACUUAAGAGCAAGUCAUCCACAGAUGCCCUUUCCUUUCGAGCCUCAGCGUUGCAUGAGGCUCCUGUGUGCAUCACACCCAGCUGUGGCAUCCACUACGGGAAGCAGUUGGCCAAGAGGAGGAGGGCCUAGCAAAUCGCCCGUUCCUGUUGGCUAGCAAGGCUGCAUCUCUCAGGAACGCUAGCCAGUCACAGAGGCGUAAGCCGUUGUCUUGGAUUGCACCAAGGGGGGAAUGGCUAACAGGCCAUCAUAGUGGGAAACGUAAUGAUGCUUAUGCAAAGUCUCAGAUUUAAAGGAAAACCUUUAAGGACUUCGUACAAAAAAAGAGACACAGAGAGCUAUUUUUAUGGCCAUCCCCCCUCAAAAAGACUCAAUGGUAUAUGCAAAUCGUCUCUCAUUACAUUUUUACCAUGGCUGCUUUCCCUGAAACCCUUCAUGGUGAAAGCAGUGAAAAGUCAGUGUUGGUUGAUGGUGGUGAUCUCUCUGUGCAACAAUCCAGCAGUGUUGACACCCGCUCAUCCCAGCGUAAUCGCUUAGCGGUGGUGUGAAUAUUCAGCUCCAUGCACAUGCUCCCGUUUCUCAUGCUACAGGAAACAUUUGAUGUUUGCUAUGAUUUCUAUCAGGGAAAAACCUCCUAACUCUCCAUUAAAAUAAACUGCUCUCCAAGGACUUGAAAAUGUUCGGAAACAUAAGGCUUGUGUGCCAAAUUUUGUGUGGGGCUUGUGUGUCUGUGGUGGGCUAAUACGUGUGUGUGUGUGUGUGUGAGAGAGAGAGAGAGAGAGAGAGAGAGAGAGAGAGAGAGAGUGUGAGAGAGUCUAAAAGUUGCUGGCCUGCUUAACAUGGCACUCAUCCGCAGAGGGUUUUCCCAGAAUCAUCUUGAUUAUGCGUACCAUUGGCUGGCCCAGGAGACGGAGGCAACUACCCUGGCACUUGGUAGAUCAAGACUGUUGUACAGCUGAGCCUUUUGCAGAAAAAUGUCCAGCUCUUUUCAGUUUUUCCUUUAUGCCUUUGUAGGCACUUGUAGGAUUUACAAGGCAGCUUAAAGCAGGUCUGUGUGCAAGGAAGGUACUGGUACUUUCCCCGGGAGUCUGCCCAAAGUUAAGGCUUACAGUGGCUGCCCCAUUUGGGAUCUGCUCUUGUCCUGUGACAUUUCUGUCAUUCAUAGUGGCUUGGAUUUCAGAAAAUAGUAAUGGCACUUGGGGCUGAGAGAUAAUUUCUCUCCUCUCUACAUGCAGGGCUCUGUGUGCACUGCAAUAAUGAGGGAGCACAGGAGAAAGUGCAGAUUGUUGUAAGCCAUGUGGAAGUCAACUUUCAGUAAUUCAAGAGCGAAUUUCUACCCCCCAUGGCUUUGAUAUGUUUGAAAGUGCGGGAAAGCCUAGGGACGGUUUGGAAGACAGAGUUGUACAAGGUUUCAGUGGUUGAGAGGAGGAGGGGAUGGAUGUAGGGUAGGACUAGUGGUGAGGUAGUGCUAUAUGUAGUUCCUUAUUUCCUCCUCAGCCAACAAAGGCAGAAUAUAUUGUGCAAAAGAAAAGAAAUGGUGUGCAUGCUUGCACAAUUGACAUCUGCUGUGCAGACUGCAGAACUUUGUCUGUCUUGGUGCAGAAUUUAGAUUGCCAAGAUACAGAGUUCUAAUACUUUUAGAGCAGUGUACACAUAGCCCUGCCUGUCCUGAGCAUUUUAAAGAGUAUUUUUUUGCAUACAAUGUACGGGAGAGAAAGCAAAGCCCCUUAAUGGAAUAGGGUUGAAUCAUUUUUUUUUUUCUUAGUUCAGGCUUGCUCUUUUCCCCCCAACCAUGUACUGUACAUUACAGUGGCAGAUUUGCUAACUGAAGCCUUAACAGGAGUGUGUGGGAGUUCUCACAUUAACCACGCAGGACACCCUUUCAUGGAGACAAACAUGGCAAAGAGGCCAAUUUCUCCCUUCCCUCCCCUGCAAAUCAGAGCAGUCUUAAGAAGCUGUCUGUUAUUUUCAGGGGGACGGGAGAGAUAUGAAGAGCUUGAGGAAAUGUGGCAAAUGGGCUUUGGCUGGCACUGAUCCUGUAGACUGAGGUUGGAAAUGUAUUCCAAUGGAUCUGAAUGGCAGUGGGGGCUUUCCUCUUCACUUUCAAAGGAGACGGAUCUGAAGUGCUUUGCAUGGCCACAGGACGUAAUAUGACAUCCAGAUACGUUUUUUAGCCUGACACAGAAGAGUGGAUGGAUGCUGAUAGGGAAGUGGAUGGGGGAGAGUAUGGCUGGGUUUGUGAACCUCUUCACUGCUUUUCCACCCUACCCCCUCCCUCCAGUUUUGAUCCACGAGUUGACUGUCUAUGCACAGUAAUGGAGGUUCUUUGAGUGUUUGGGGGCAAAUAUCCCAGGCUGUACAAACAGCUGCUCCUUUCCUUAGGCUUCUCUCUCAUCUUAUGCCUAAGAAGAUAUCACAUUUGGGAGACUAGGAAUUAACUGUGCCUUUGCUUUGCUUUAAGAUAAGGGGGGGCACAACGUGCUUGGGAAAAGCAGUCCUUUCCUCAGCCUAUUUCAGGAGGAAAUUAGAGUCUCCAGCAGUAACUCCAGGCCAAUUGAAACCACCUUGUGUGUUAACGCAGGAAGGCAAGGCAUCUCCAGCAUAGCCCAUGAAGGGGUUAAGGUGAAGGAGAGAGUAUCCUGACAGCAAAGCACCAUGGUCCUCAUUUCAUUUUUGCAAAGCUUUGCAUGCAAGAAGUACAGUGCAAGGCCAAUACUAGCAUUUUAAUUCUGUCCCCUGUAUUGUGAUGCACAAUCCACUGCAAGUGGCCAUGAUCCAGCACAUGCAAUUGCCAGUUCCACAUUCCCAGGAGGGCUUUGGGACUAUAGAUCUAUAUUACUAUAGAUCUAUAGGACAGUAGCGCUCUGUGCUGCAUAGCAAAGUGGUCUUAAGUUGAAGGGAGUUGUCGAAAGCAGUUUAGGCUAAUAGCACAAAACAGGAGAGGGAGGGCUUGAAGUCCAAAAUCCAUAAAGGGGUGUGUGUGAAGCACAGGUUCUCAUCAGCUGGCAGAGAGCUUGAUUUUAAUUGCAAGCUUAUUACCUUUUAAAUGCUAGAAUAUUUAUUCAGAGAUGGACAGAAAGAUUACCUGCUGUAAUUCACCCUUCCGAAACAGGAUUUCAGAAUAAUAAUGUACUGUAGUCCAUGUUGUGUCAACAGUUUCUGCAUUUGUGUUAUGCAAACUUGGCAUUUCAUAGAAAACAGCCUUUAAUUUGAUACUUGGAAAGGGCUGCAUUCGUUCUGAAGUCUACUCUUAAUUUGGCAAAUGCUUCUGUACAAGACCACCUACAAGUGCUUGCAUUCCCUUCAUGCUUUAUUACUGGCUUUGCUGGCUGGGGUUGAUGGGAGUUUGAAUCCAGUAAAAUCUGGAAGGCCACAGGUACCACGGGCAGCUUAAAAGGACAUGGGAAGGAACAAGCAUUUUAGAAAUUGCUUUAUUAUUUAGCACAUAACGCCCUGCCCCCCCCCCCCGGUUGGCUUGACUUGCUUUCUCCACACACACAAACAAGCAACACACCUUUCCCUUAUAAACCGUCAGAUGCUAAAAGAAAUGAGAGUAUGAAGCAUGGUUGCAUUGUGCUUGUAGAGAAGACUAACAGGCUGGGGCUUGUCCCAGGCAGCGUGGCUUCCGAGGGUGGAAUCUUCCAAGUCUUAUUGAAAAGGUUUUAUAAAGCUAUCUUGUAAAUCAGAGUAUUAAAGAGUAUUUAUAGACAAAUUGCAGAAAAGGGAGUUUUUCCAGAGUUAUCAGUGUCCAAAUUAAAAACAUGAAUUUAACAAGG